Messenger RNA from Pyricularia grisea, 3910 nucleotides. RefSeq lists its product as uncharacterized. The transcript is spliced from 3 exons. Lineage: Eukaryota; Fungi; Ascomycota; Sordariomycetes; Magnaporthales; Pyriculariaceae. Gene Ontology annotation, biological process: mitotic spindle assembly checkpoint signaling; meiotic sister chromatid cohesion, centromeric; protein phosphorylation. Gene Ontology annotation, molecular function: ATP binding; protein kinase activity. The coding region runs from base 167 to 3910 and encodes 1247 amino acids. The record is from RefSeq and is a predicted model, not a curated record.
UUCAGUAGCAAACACUUUCGUGAUAGGGUAGGUUAAUCACGACAAUUAGCGAGAGAAUCAGUCUCAAGAAUCACUUCCUCGUUAAAAACCACACUUCUAUUCUUGAACUACCUACAUUUUUAUCAAGCGAAAAAAAAAAAAAAUACCCCUCCCCCUCACCGCCAUAAUGGGGGACUCGGAAGACCUCAUUAACUUCGACGUCAUCGAGGGCCAAAAGGAGAACAUCCAGUCCCUGCCAGGUGGCCGCUCCGCAAAGAAGCUCGCCGGUCUCUUUGCGCCCUCGCCGAUGGGUAAGAGCCAGCCGCCGACGCCCAAUGACACAAACAACAUACACGACUGCAUCCGCGCAGAAUACGAGGCCGAGCUCGCCAACGCUGCCGACCUCGACGACCCGCUGGACGUCUACGACCGUUACGUCCGCUGGACACUAGAUGCAUACCCCUCGGCUCAAGCGACGGCCCAGUCGCAGCUGCAUGUGCUGCUCGAGCGCGCAACCAAGGCCUUCAUCGGCUCGUCACAGUACAAAAACGACCCCCGCUAUCUGAAGCUGUGGCUUUACUACAUUAAAUUCUUCUCCGACGCGCCGCGGGAGACUUUCCUAUACGUAUCGCGCCACGGAAUCGGAGAGGGUCUCGCUCUCUUCUACGAAGAGUAUGCUGCUUGGUUAGAGGGCGCAGGACGCUGGAACCAGGCCGAGGAGGUGUACAAGCUGGGCAUCGAGCGGGACGCCCGCCCUCAACAGCGCUUGGUGCGCAAGCUGGGAGAGUUUGAGCAACGCCGUGCGCAACAGGCGGGCGACGAGGACGACGCGCCUUCUUCACCUGCAUUGCCAACCAUGCGACCCGCACUUGCUGCCAAGAUGGACCCAUUUGGAUCGUCUUCAGCACCCAGUGAUCCUCAAGCAGCGCAGAGGCAAGGCGCAGCGGCCAGCAGCAGUCGGUCAUCCAAACCGGCCAAGUCUAAGCUGGCGAUUUUCUCAGAUGCCGAUGCAACACCGCCGCCCGCACUGGGCUCGCGUGAGGCAGGUCCCCAGGGUUGGGAUACUAUCGACUCGCUGGCUCACCGCAAGAAGGAGAACGUGAUGGAGCCCAAGUCAUGGGUGGGAGAGACACUCAAGACGGGGUCGAGGAAACCCAGCGGGCCCAAGAUGGCUGUGUUCAGGGAUACGUCGUUAUUGAUGAAAUCCCAUAUACCAAUUGAUGCCUCUCAACAUCAAGUGACCGUGGACCCUCGAGCUGGCAAGAGGCAACGCAUAGUGUUCGACCUCCGAGUUUUGUAUCCCACCCCUGAGAUUCCCGGGUCUGAGUUGAGUUUCGAGGAAGUGCUCUUGGCGAGGGCUGGAUGGCUAGAUGAAAGGCCAGAGACGCCACCGUCUGUCGAAAGAAAAGUGCCUCUGAGGAACGAGAAUCACCGACCCUCCCCUGUAACCUCUCAAGUUGACCUACACGACGAGAACGCUCCACAAAAGCUAGUGAUCCAUCGUGACACGACAAGACCCUCCCCUUCGGUUGAAAGAAAGGUACCCUUAAAGGGUGAACAUCACCGAUCUUCCCCUGUGCCCUCACAAGUCGACCUACUCGACGAAAAUGCUCCACAGAAGCUGGUGAUCCAUCGCGACACAACAAUACCCCUUGAUGAAAAUGGAGCACCCGUCAAGCCAAUAUCCAAAGAAGGAAAACCGAGGAAAAAGAAAGUAAUGGAGGUUAACGAAACACAAAUAAUCAAGGCGAAGCUGGACUCGCCGUCACGACCAAAGCUGCUCAAGAGGAAAGGUACCUCUGAGCCGACGAUGACCAUGCAUACCCGGGCUGCAACGGACGAUAUUUAUGACAUAUUCAACGCGCCAAUCAAACCCCCUACCCAGGAUGAAGAGGAAGGCAGUGCAGAUGAGGAAGACUACGAUACCGAUGGUGACUAUACCAGCGGGGCAGAGAGUGGCAACACCACGAGAGCGAUCAGUGAAGCAGGGGAUGAUGACGAAGAUGAUGAUGACGCGGCUGAAGAAGAUGAGGCCAUCGAUGCCGAUGACACAGCCGACGACAAGAGCGUCAGCGAAUGGUCUGACUUUACUGCUCGAAAACAUAUACCUAAUCUGGAUGACAUUGGUGCAGAAGACCAAGAUGUUACUAGGGCAUCCAACUUUACAGAGGAACCUAGCCCGGAACUUCAUCCGGAAGACGACGAAAACCUGCAGCUGGAAACACCAUUAGAAGAUGACGAUGACCCUCGAACCAGGACCACCUUCGUGCCCAUCCCGCCAGAAGACUACGUCCCCGAGCGCCGCACAUAUCGCGAUCCUGUCGAGAUGGCUAAUAACCGUCUGCCGUUCAUGACGCCCAUCACCGAGCGGACAGAGACUGACAUCAACAUGGGCUCCGGCGGUGGAAACCGUUCUGCAUUCACAAAGACGCCUAGUAGGUGUCGGCGUACUUUCCCAGAGACUAGCGAUGAUGAAGAUGAGGAUGGGGAUGCCGAGCCCCCAAGCAGUCCUUUACGAGACAUUAUGGAGGAUGAGCCGGCACCUCCGAGGAAGGCUCUGCAACCAAUUGUGCCCAAGGUCGUGGGCAGAGCGGCGCUUCAACCAAAGAGCAUACCAACCAAGGGGCCAAUCAUUGCAGAUUUGCAAUGCAAUCCAGUAGAGGAGUCUGUCAGGGCUGAGAUCCUGUCCAAGGCCAGCCCGGCACUCACUUCACAACCACGAUAUUACGACCACAGGCCUGGCAAAUAUGAAAGGGGCGCAGAGAUUCGCAAAUACACCAAGGCUCUUAGCAAAGCCAAAGCAAGCGGAGACAAGACCAGCAGCCUACCACCACCUCCAACAAUUGAGUUUCCCGGCUGCGAAAUGAAGUAUAUGGUCAAGAAGGAGCUCGGAAAGGGCGCAUUUGCCCCUGUAUUUCUGGUGGAGAACUCAGCCCCUGACGCUGCAGAGCCUCAGGAUGAAAACGCCAUAGAAAUGGGCAAGGGAGCGUUCGCGACAGCGCACAGCCAGCGGAGACAUCUCGAGGCGCUAAAGAUGGAAACUCCCCCAUCCGCAUGGGAGUUCCACAUGAUGCGCCUGGCCCACGAUCGACUGGGCCCACAGCACCGCGCCGUGGCCUCGCUCUCGGCAGCGCUCGAGUUCCACCUCUACCAGGACGAGGGCUUCCUCAUGCUGCCCUUUCACCCGCACGGCACGCUCCUCGACGUGGUGAACUUCUUCCGCGCCGAGCCGUCUGGCGUCAUGGACGAGACGCUGGCCAUGUUCUUCAGCAUCGAGCUCCUCCGCACCGCCGAGGCCCUGCACUCCAAGGGCCUGCUGCACGGCGACCUCAAGGCCGACAACUGCCUCCUCCGCCUCGACGGGCCUUCGACCGCCUCGGACCCCAGCGCCGGCGCCCAGCUCAGCUCGCAGUGGCGCGCCGACGGCAGCGGCGGCUGGUCCUCGCGCGGCGUCACCCUCAUCGACUUUGGCCGCGGCAUAGACAUGCGCGCCUUCCGACCCGACGUCCAGUUCGUUGCCGACUGGAAGACGUCGCCCCAGGACUGCGCCGAGAUGCGCGAGGGUAGGCCCUGGACCUGGCAGAUCGACUGCCACGGGCUCGCCGGCACCAUCCACUGCCUCUUGUUUGGCAAGUACAUCGAGACGGUUCGCUGCGACGCCAACAUGCCCGGCACCGGCGGCAGGCGGUACAAGGUCCGCGAGAGCCUCAAGCGCUACUGGCAGACCGACAUUUGGGGCGACUGCUUCGACCUGCUGCUCAACCCGGCCGCGCACGUCGACGCAGAGGACGGAGCGAAGAUGCCCGUACUCAGGAGCAUGAAGAGCGUCAGGGAGCGAAUGGAGGCCUGGCUGGAGGGCAACUGCGAGAGGGGUGUGGGCUUGAAGAGCUUGAUGGGCAAGGUUGAGGCUUGGGCAAAGGGGAGGAGGUGA